Leptidea sinapis is the source of this 1650-nucleotide messenger RNA. RefSeq names its product outer dense fiber protein 3-like. The transcript is spliced from 4 exons. Bases 203 to 871 code for a protein of 222 amino acids. The record is from RefSeq and is a predicted model, not a curated record. Gene Ontology annotation, cellular component: cytoskeleton. NCBI's taxonomy places the organism in Eukaryota, Metazoa, Arthropoda, Insecta, Lepidoptera, Pieridae.
UCAAUACCUAAAUCAUGUCCGUGUAGAAAAGCAAAAUUUUAGUGAAAUUUAAUAAGAUUAUAUAAAUUGAAAGUUAAAAUGAGUAAGAAACCAUUGGGACUCCACGUCACGGGUGCCAUCAACAAAGCCCGUACAUCUAUGUUAAAGGACGGCAACGCCCUUGUGAUUCCUGUGGUGUAGCAGUAUGUUGACAGUAACGUGAAUGUAUACCGCAGGGCCUGGGCCGGGCGCCUACCGACUGCCGACGACGGUGGGCUUCCAGGACCACGACCCGUCUCGGAACCGCAACCCGAUGUACUCGUUCGGCAUCAACGCGGGCGCGCGCUUCAAGCAGUUGGGCCCCGGACCGGCCUACCGGGUGGACUGCGUCGUGUCGUCGCCGGCCUGGAGCUUCGGGGCGAGGUUUCCGCAGCGCAGCACGAUGCGCACGCCGGGCCCGGGCGCGCACGCCCCGGAGAAGUGUCCGCCGACGCGCGACCCCCGCGCGCCUGCCUACUCGAUGGGCGCGCGGUUGGGCUUCGCGCUGAAGCGGCCCGGGCCGGCGCCCAACGCGUAUGCGCUGCAGAUGGGGCCCGGCUCGCCCGCGUACACCAUGGGCGCGCGAGUGGGCUUCAGCCUCAAGCCCAAGUCGCCCGGGCCGGCCGUGUACUUCCAGCAGGACGCCGACGUGUACUGCGCGCGUGCGCCCGUCUACAGCAUGGGGGCGCGCUCGGCGGGCGCCGGCAAGCCGACCAAAUCGCCGGGCCCGGCCGCCUACCCGCCCGACCUCUACAACACCAAGAAGAAUCCAUACAAAUAUUCAUUCGGCACGAAGCACGGCGACUACGCCCCGCCGAUGAUCAUCAAAGAGGACACCAUGGACUGUCUGUGACUCUUACUCUCGCGGCUGGCUCUACUCCACGACACUGCAGACAUACUUCAGCCCGAAACACCUUCAGCGGCCCCGGCGGCGCAGAGACUUUAAGCCACAAGAUGGCAGCAUUUCUGUACGUUCCUCCGUUGCAAACAUUCACUUGUCGAGGCCGGCCGAGACGUGCGCUCUUGUUCCUGUACUUGCACUUGGUAUUGUUAUUAAUGUCAACAUAAUGAUGAUCAAAAUUGUGAAACAUAAGACAAGCCUGAGCUAUGGGAGUUCACUAGUGAAUGGAGUGGUCCAUGUACACCGAACGCACAUAAAUAUCGCUUGAACAGACAAACUACUCUGAAAUUAGUACAGGAGGCUUAUAUUGCGAACUGAAUGUGGCACAGACAUCGCUCAAAUACAACCAUGAUCACCGAGCGUGCUUUACUCUACUCACUACGGUCUCACGUUAGAUAGCCGAGCGUGAUAGCAAGUAUCAUUCAAUACCCACACAAGAAAGUGCUCAGAAACAAAAGACACUUAUGUCCAGGAACAGGUCAUCUGUACGAGGGCUAGCUGUCAACUAACUGUCUAACUGAAGAGAAGCAAAACUAUUGAUAAUAUUGAAUAACGCACGAGAAAGGUAUCACAUGUUUAGGUACUAAAAAAAAGUAUCGGUUUCGAAUUCGUAAAAUAUGUUGACUUCAAAAUUGUGUUGUAGGUAUGUAAAGUUUUUGUCUUUUGUAUCAACGUUUGAUAGGUUUGUAUCGUAUUGUGUUUACAAUAAAAUUCAUAUACCUAAAAACUGA